CAAAUGAACAGGAAGAUGAUGCAAUCUUUCCAAGAGGAAGUAAAUCUAAUUUCAUUGGUCCUCAACUCGUGGCUCAAUCAUUUCAUUCAGGAGUUAGUGGAGUUAGCAGGGAGUUUAGCCUUCCCUGGAGCAUGUUUCCUUCUGAAGACUUUUACCUGGCUGAAAGGGGCAUACAUUGUGUUGUACUCACUGCAGAUUCUUGGGACCAACAUGAGAGCUGGAGGCAUCUUGAAGUUGGCUGCAUUGGUUUCUGUCUUUUUCCUGGCAGUUUUCCUUGCCUUCCAGCUGCUGGAAAUGAACAUGGACUUCAAUCUGGGCAAUGUGUUUGGGUCUAUGCCUGUAGAGGAAGGCCCUACCAGACAGGAACGCUACAAGUGUGGCCUCUCCAAGCCAUGUCCCGAGGGACACUUCUCCUUUAAGAUGGCCAGCGGAGCAGCCAGUGUUGUCGGUCCCAAAAUCUGCCUGGAGGACAACAUAUUGAUGAGUGGAGUCAAGAACAACGUGGGCAGAGGAAUUAACAUCGCCCUGGUUAACGGAAAGACAGGGGACCUCAUCAAGACAGACUACUUUGACAUGUGGGCGGGAGAUGUCAACACGCUCAUCACAUUCCUGAAGACUAUUGAAGAAGGAACAGUAGUGAUGAUGGCCACGUUUGAUGAUUCGGCCUCCAAGCUGAACGACGAGUCCAAGAAGAUGAUUGGUGAACUUGGAAGUUCCAGCAUCAGCACAUUAGGUUUCAGGGACAACUGGAUCUUUGUGGGAGGCAAAGGGAUCAAGACCAAGAGUCCCUUUGAGCAGCACAUAAAGAACAACGCCGACACCAACAAGUACGAGGGCUGGCCCGAGGUGCUGGAGAUGGAAGGCUGCAUACCCCAAAGACAGGAGUGAUCUUUUCACUUGAACCCUCGAUCGGCCAUCUCCGGUUCCCUUCAUAGCCGACCCCUUCACGCCUUUGGUUGCGUCUCCCAUUCUUCUCUUAAAAUAGUGUACUUGCACACUUUCCUAUGAUGGCUCUAACAAUGGUUGAACCUCCCUCCACCCAAUGCUAACACCAACGCAGCCUUGGUAUUUUAGAGACUGUCCCUCUGCGUUGCAGCUGUCAAUGUUUGCAGCAAUCGGUGUUUGACGUCAGGAAGCAUCCUUGUUUGUUUGUGUCAAGGUAUUGUCUAUAUAUAGAAAGAGGAAUGGUAUGGCAGAAAUUCCUGUUAUUGGUUAUUCAGCAGAAUGUACCAAGAUCACUGUGAAAUUUGUAAAUAGAAAUACAAAAAAAGUAUCAAACUUUUGAACAUCUAUUGUAAUAUAACAUCUUGGAAAGCUAUAUGGCUUAAGAUCCUUGUUACUUAAGAGUGAAUUUAUAUUAUAGCUUUUUAUCUUUAGUGAUUGGUCUUUUUUUUAAAUGUUUUUGUGUGGGUUGGGAGUGGAAUGAAUGAGGAAGCAUAGAGCUAAAUCACGUUAGUGGGGAUUUUGUCUUGUGUGCAUCUUCCUUGGAUAGAAUGAGGAUUGUUGGUUUUGGAUGGGGUCAUGUACGUAAGUGUUUCAGUAACAAUCUUAUCGAUAUUUUAGGGAAAUAUUUAGCUGAUUUGAUAAAUCACUUGGGAUUUUAUUGGCACCUUGACAGCCUUGGAAAAAACAUUCAAGAAAUAGAUUGAUACAGUACAAAGAUGGCUAGGUUUUGAUUUUGUGGCUAGAUCUUACUUUCCCCAGUAUCUCUGGUUUACUUUAAAGACUACUAACUCUCUGCAUCACAUCUCUUCCACUUGGCUCUCCUAAAGCUUUGAUUACCUCAUUGCGACUGACUUUUUUGUUCUUAUCAUAUAAUGCAAGAACUGCCUAGGCUGAAGCUCACAGCUUUUAGCUGAGUUACUGUUGGCUUUUGCAACAUUACAUCAUGUCCCCCCUGGAUCUUCUUCAGUGAGCGGUCUCACUACCACUACCACUGUUCAUUAGCUGUGGUCAUAUUCGCUACAAUUCAACCCAGCUGUCAUUUUGUCACACUUGGAAUGGAGUAAGCUAGAUAUAUAACAAAUGAUACAUUUGACGUUUUAUUUAACUAAGCAAGUCGGUUAAUUAAGCACAAAUUCUUAUUUACAAUGAAGGCCUACACCGGCCAAACCCGGACGACGCUGGGCCAAUCGUGCGCGCCCUAUGGGACUCCCAAUCAGGACCAGUUGAUACUGUCUGGAAUGGAACCAGGGUAUCUAGUGACUCCUCAAGCACUGAGAUUCAGUGCCUUAGACCGCUGCACCACUCCGGGGACCCAUGGAUUGAUUCAGUGCCUUAGACCGCUGCACCACUCCGGGGACCCAUGGAUUGAUUCAGUGCCUUAGACCGCUGCACCACUCCGGGGACCCAUGGAUUGAUUCAGUGGAUUCAUUCCUGUUCUGUGUGUGAAGUUGAAUCCAUUGGGAGAUUAUUGCAUAUGCAGUUAUGUCAUGUGCUUUAACUACGGACGGUAACACCUGGUGCUGAAAGUAGCACACGUUUCAGAGUGUAAUGUAAAACUCUUGUUGCCUAAAACAUCUCACCUCGGCCCCCUAGUUGGUUCAAAGGAUAACUCUGUUUUUGGUCAAAUGGCAGGAAUACAAUCCUGUUUCUGUUUGCUUUUAGGGCAGUACAUGUAACCUAACACAAUGUGAUUGUGGAGGCUAUUCUGAAACCUGUUCCCCCAUCCACUUGUCUAUGGAGUCAUUGUAAUGAAGGAAUUCCCCUUUUGUCUCGACAUUGGCAAGAUAUUUGCCUUGUCUGACUUACAAAUCCAUAGACAGUCUAUGUAAUAUUCAUUAUUUCUGCAUCUCUACUAAACUACUGAUUUGUUAGUCAUACAUGUUGUUACAAGGAAGUUAAAUGGGGAACAAUUCUGAUUAUUGUGACUCAAUGUCUUACAUCUGUGUCGUGAAACAUUUCAACCAACUUCCCAUUCAUGAGUAUGAUUAAUAAAGCUCAACCUGUC
This is a messenger RNA of Oncorhynchus nerka (sockeye salmon), 2950 nucleotides long. Its product is annotated as protein FAM3C-like. Bases 4 to 888 code for a protein of 294 amino acids. Lineage: Eukaryota; Metazoa; Chordata; Actinopteri; Salmoniformes; Salmonidae. The record is from RefSeq and is a predicted model, not a curated record. The transcript is spliced from 10 exons.